CCAGUUGAGCUCUACCCUUCUGCCUACGUGGAUUGCCAGGUUCUCUCUUGAUUGCCAGUUGAUUGUCAACUGUCGUUUGGCCUGCACUCGCCUUCAAAGGCUAAUCGUGAGCCACUUAUUUAUCGCUUCUUAUAGCGACUUGUAGAUUAUGUACAAAUAUCAAAGCGCAUCGUUUGAGCAAAUCCUCGAGAAACCCGAAGCCGAGAUGAAGUUUCGUGGCAAUGGAAAGCUUUUAUGGAAUUUGACGAAGAGUUCGCUUGCGCAGCAAUCUCAAACUGGGAUCGCGAAAAGAGCUCUCCCCGCAAGCAGCUACAGCCCCGCCAAGAGCAAUCCGACCUUGGAACAGCCAAAUCUGUUGAAGUACCAUGUUUUGCCGUUGGAAGAAACACUAAACCGCUUUCUGACCACUGUGGAACCUUUGCUGACAGCCCAAGAACUGGAACAACAAAAGGCAAUCACCACUGACUUCGCGGAAAACCAGGGACGAGAAUUGCAGCAGCUUUUGGAAGAAACCGGCAGUAAGGAGAAGAACUGGUUGGCCCAUCGCUGGCUAAAGACAGCCUACUUGCAAUACCGAGAUCCCGUCACCGUCUUCGUGAGUCCUGGCAUGACCUUCCCCCAGCAAAACUUUAAGGACUCUCAAGCCUUUGUUGACUAUACAGCCAGAGUUAUCUUUGGAUUAGGCGAAUUCAACGACAUGGUCCAUGCCAACAAAAUUCAGAUUGUUAAAAUGGGCAAGAACGAGCUGGACAACAGCCAGUUUGGCAAGGUAUUCGGCACAUGUCGGAUACCCAGAAGAGGAACAGACGAGAUCGUCUAUAAUCCAAGCUCUGAUUAUGUAGUGGUAAUCUACAAGAAUCACUUCUACCAGCUAAAAAUAUACAGCAAGGAGGGAAAGCUUAUCGCAGCUCCCAUUCUAGCUGCUCAGUUAGAAAAUAUCCUUUCUAAGGAAACGCAAGUGGGUGUUCCAUUCGGAAUUCUGACCACCGAUUCGAGGGACAACUGGGCCGAAGCCUAUGAGUAUCUGUCUGAAACGCCAGCCAAUAGGGAUGCCCUUAAGACCAUUCAGGGUGCUCUGUUUACUGUGUCACUGGACGAGAACACCACUUUAAAGAAGGGAGAAGAGGUCGAUGAACUGAUUCUUUCGCUGAUCCACGGAAGCGGCAGCAAAUCCAACAGCGGCAACCGUUGGAUGGACAAAACCAUCCAGUUAGUCGUGAACCCAAAUGGCAACGUCGGAUUCACCUAUGAGCACUCUCCUGCUGAAGGUCAACCCAUCGCAAUGAUGAUGGACUAUGUUGUGCAAAAGAUGAAAGAAGAUCAAAAGUUUGGAGAAAUCGGCGGACAGGACUUUACUCCAGCUCAGAAAAUACAAUUUUCUUUAAGUAAUAAAAGUCUAGAAAAAUCAUUGACUGCCGCCCAAGAAAACGUUGAUAAGCUUGCCGAAGCGCUUCAAAUGAAAGUUCUUAAGUUUGACGGUUUUGGAAAGGAUUUCAUCAAGAAACAGCGACUGGGUCCAGAUAGUUUUGUUCAAAUAGCGCUGCAGCUCGCCUUUUUCAAAAUGCACUCUGAGCCACCUGCGCAAUAUGAGUCGGCGCACUUACGCAUAUUCGAUGGCGGACGAACCGAAACUAUUCGGUCCUGCUCAAAUGAAUCCUUGGCCUUUUCUCGCGCUAUGCAGGACUCCAAUGCCACCGACAAGGAGCGGGCUAAUAAGCUACGUGAGGCUGUAGUGUCUCAUCAGACGUAUGCAAGGCUAGCUCUGCAGGGAAAAGGAGUCGAUCGUCACCUACUUGGACUGAAGCUUAUGGCUCUGGAGAACAGCAAGCCUAUUCCAGAGUUCUUUAAGUCGCCAGGCGUUCUGAAGUCAAGCCACUUCCGCAUGUCCACCUCACAGGUAGCCACUAAAUAUGAUGCUUUUAUGGGAUAUGGGCCUGCGACUGACGAUGGAUAUGCUUGCUGCUACAAUCCACGUGAUAAUGACAUUAUUUUGGCCAUAUCUACUUGGCGCCAUUGUCCGAUAACAGACCACUUGAAGUUCGCUAAGACUCUGGAGCAGUCAUUUUUCGAAAUGAAAAAUAUUCUAGAAAAGAAUCCUCCAGAGCCCAAAUCCAAAUUGUAAAAUUAUUUCAAAGAAAUAUAUUUUUUUCAGAGAUUGAUAACUUAA
Molecule: messenger RNA, 2167 nt
Organism: Drosophila eugracilis
Lineage: Eukaryota; Metazoa; Arthropoda; Insecta; Diptera; Drosophilidae
Gene: CRAT
Product: carnitine O-acetyltransferase
Exons: 5
Coding region: 149-2122 (657 amino acids)
Biological process (GO): carnitine metabolic process, CoA-linked
Cellular component (GO): peroxisome
Molecular function (GO): carnitine O-acetyltransferase activity
Source: RefSeq, a predicted model, not a curated record